Linepithema humile (Argentine ant) is the source of this 2285-nucleotide messenger RNA. RefSeq names its product UFM1 specific peptidase 2 (gene Ufsp2). Lineage: Eukaryota; Metazoa; Arthropoda; Insecta; Hymenoptera; Formicidae. The record is from RefSeq and is a predicted model, not a curated record.
AAUUGUGUACAAGAUGAUUUAAGGUUAAAUAUACCUAAUACGUUAUUAAGCAAGAUUUUCGUAGAAUAAUUAGUAAACAUGCAAACUUGUAUAUAAUGAGUGCAUUUCUUAACAAGUAAUAUUAACUGCUGGCAUUUAAUUUAAAACAACUUGGAGUAUAGUUGGAGCUAUACAUUUUUUUUAAACUUUAGCAACGGAGACGGAUUUAACCUCUUUCAAUUUAGGUGAUUCGUGUUUGAAAAUUUAAUUGUAAUUUCCUGAUUUCCUUCAAUAUCCAUAUGGUGAUCAUUCUCGUUGACAGCACGAAGUAUUUAUAAUUGUUAUAAGAUCUUCUGAUUUUAUUGUGAUACAAUGGCACCGCAGUUGCAAAUUCUGUCAAACAUCCUGCAGCGACUAGAAAAUAUGGAAACCACAGCAACUGGCUAUCUUUAUGGUAUUAUGUACAAUGAUACACUCAUAGUUCUGACAUUCAGUAUAAAUACAUGUGAUGAGAAUGAGAGCACAAUCGAUUGUACAGAAUUGCAAUUGAAUCUACCUGCAGAUAUAUAUUUCUGCGGUAUAUUACAGAUUGGUGAAUGCAAAGAAGAAAUAAAUCCUGAUGUUUUUAAGGAUAUUGAUAUUACAGAUAAUCCAUUGCUUUUAAAAUAUUCACGCAAUACAUCAGAUAUACAAGCGUACUUUUAUGUGCAUCAGAAAUUAGAAGCUGUCAAUAAUCUCAGUAUUAUUAGCGAAGAUGAUCUUUCUCGACAAUUUGUGUACAUUAGAUUGCAAGCAACUUUACCAUUGAUUAUCCAGGAUGAGAAUAUAUCUGAAGCAUUACAAGAAUCAAGAAAAAAUAUUGCAUCUGGGAAAAUAGGAAUACAUUUUCCUUCAAACAAUGCAUACCUCUUCAGAACGGAUGAUAAUUUAAAAGAGACACUAUUGAAAGAUUUUUUACCUAUAUCGAAAGACUAUGAGAAAUCUUCAACUGGAUUAAAUAAUAUAAAUUUUAUUACUGGAGCUGUGGAUAUUAUACAUGCAAAUUUGUUAUUGAAAAUAUCUGGUGAAAAAAAUUCUGAGGAGUCUAUUAAAUAUGCUCCUGUCUUACAACAUGUCAGAAGAUCCUUUGAUAGUUUAGAAUGCAAUUUAUAUAUUGAUGCAUUGUCACUGGUGAAUCUAAAUGUCAGAUCAACUGAGUUGCAUGCAAUUCUAGUAGAAUCCAUUUGUCGAAAUAUUAAAUUAAUUGAAAUGCAACAUGAAAGCCAGCCUGAAGAUAUAAAACUAUCUGCAAAAUUAGCAGAAGUCAUGCAUUUUAAACCUCAAAGCUGUGGACAUUUAUUUACAAUAGCAUAUCCCGGCAAUUCUACGAAUGAAAACACAAUGGAAUAUCGUAAGGCUUUACACAACGCUUUAGCAUUAAAUUUGACUAAACCGUAUUUUCGAUGUGGAAAUGCUAUAAAAUUUAACACGCAGGCAAAUGAAGUACUUAUAAAUCCUCAUCAGGCUCUCCUAAAUAAAAACAUCACAGGAAAGCUUAGUAUUGUGAAUGGUUUGUAUUCAUAUCAUCACUACAUGCAAGAUAACUUUGAUGAUAAUGGUUGGGGAUGUGCCUAUAGAUCUCUCCAAACCAUCGUUUCCUGGUACAGGUUACAAGGUUAUACUGAAAUACCAAUACCUUCUCAUCUCAAAAUACAGCAAUGCUUAGUUGACAUAGGCGAUAAACCUUCUUCCUUCAUUGGCAGUAAACAAUGGAUUGGUUCAACUGAAGUAAGUUUUGUGCUGCAGACUCUCCUAAAUGUAGAUAUAAAGAUACUUCGUGCAUCAAGCGGAGAGGAAAUGUCCUCUCUAAUUUCGCAACUUGCAAAUCAUUUUGAUACACAUGGCACGCCUGUCAUGAUUGGCGGAGGAGUAUUAGCUCACACAAUUUUAGGAGUUAGUUAUGAUGAACAUUCUGAAGAGGGAAAAUUCUUAAUUUUAGAUCCACACUACACAGGUACAGACCACUUGUCUAUUAUAAUAAGUAAAGGAUGGUGUGGAUGGAAAACAAAAGACUUUUGGAAAAAGAAUGCAUUUUAUAAUAUGUGCCUUCCACAAAAACCUAUAACUUUCUGAUAUUAAAUAUAUUGCAUUGUACAUAACUUGAUUUUUUAAAUGUAAUUAAAUUAAAAUUCUCUUCUGAGUGAUCACAUAUACGCACAUUUGUGUACAGAAAUGAUUUUCACAACAUAUUGUAAACUUAUCAUAUAUGGAAAGCAUUACAUCACUUAUGUGAUGUUCCCAACAAUGAAAUAAAAACAAUGAAUGUA